Beauveria bassiana ARSEF 2860 is the source of this 1455-nucleotide messenger RNA. Its product is annotated as SET domain-containing protein. NCBI's taxonomy places the organism in Eukaryota, Fungi, Ascomycota, Sordariomycetes, Hypocreales, Cordycipitaceae. Gene Ontology annotation, molecular function: protein binding; protein-lysine N-methyltransferase activity. Gene Ontology annotation, cellular component: nucleus. Bases 1 to 1455 code for a protein of 484 amino acids. The record is from RefSeq and is a predicted model, not a curated record. The transcript has 4 exons. Gene Ontology annotation, biological process: peptidyl-lysine monomethylation.
AUGGGAGACUCGUUUGACGAGCUGACAGCUCGCUUCUUGAGCUGGUUCAAACAGCUCCCCGGCGCCACCUUUUCCGAUGCCAUUGCGAUCCAGGACCUACGCGGCCGCAAAGCCGGCCGCGGCAUCGUCGCCCUGCGCGACAUUGCUCCCGAGACGGUGCUCUUCACCAUUCCCCGUCAAAGCAUCAUCAACGUCGAGACGUCUGGGCUGCGCUCCCAGCUACCCCAGCUCUUCUCCGACGAGGAGGGCCUCGCGCCGCAGCAUGGCGUUGCCGACGACGACCCCCUCUCGUCGUCGCCGCUCGACGCCUGGGGUGCCCUCAUCCUGGUGCUGCUCUACGAGCACCUGCGCGGCGCCGCGUCCGCCUGGCGGCCGUACCUCGACGUGCUGCCCGCGACGUUUGAGACGCCCAUGUUCUGGACGGGCGCGGAGCUGGGCGCGCUGCAGGCCGGCGCGACGGCGGGCAAGGUCGGCCGCGAGAGCGCCGAGGACACGUUUCGUGGGAUCCUGCUGCCGGUGGUGCGCGCGCACCCGGACGUCUUUCAGGGCAGCGCGGCGCUGAGCGACGAGGCGCUCGUUGCGCUCGCGCAUCGCAUGGGAAGCACCAUCAUGGCGUACGCGUUUGAUUUGGAAAAUGACGAGGAGAGGGAGGAUGAGGAGGACGAAGACGGCUGGGUGGAGGACCGCGAUGGCAAGGCCAUGAUGGGCAUGGUGCCGAUGGCGGACAUUCUGAAUGCGGAUGCAGAGUUUAAUGCACACGUAAAUCACGGCGACAACGAGCUCACCGUCACCGCGCUCCGCCCGAUCAAGGCCGGCGAGGAGAUUCUCAACUACUAUGGCCCGCAUCCCAACUCGGAACUCCUCCGCCGCUACGGCUACGUGACCGAGCGCCACUCACGGUACGACGUGGUUGAGAUUCCCUGGGAACUGGUCGAAGCCGCCACCGUGUCGCAGCUGGGUCUAUCACAAGAAGCCUGGGCCAAAGUGCGUGGCCAGCUCGACGAGGAUGAGAUGGAAGACACCUUUGUCCUUGAGCGCGAGUGCCCCGACAUUCUCCCCACCGGCCUCUUCCCCCCUUCGCCCCCAGCCCACUUCGCCGGCCUUCCCGGCGACCUGCAAGAGCAGCUCCACGAGUUCCUGCGCGCCGUCCGCGCCGUCGACGCCGAGCUCGUCCCCGACAGGCGGCGCAAGCGCGACGAGCUGCAGACGACCAUUGUCGCGCGCGCGCUGGCCGCGCUCGAGGCGCAGUACCCGACGACGCUGGCGCAGGACGAGCAGCUUCUCGCAGGCGGCGGGCCGCCGCUGAGCGACAAGGAACGCAUGGCCGUCGUGGUGCGCGUGGGCGAAAAGAGGCUGCUGAGGGAGGCGAGGGCGUUUUUGGAGGCCGAGGCGCAGCAGCAGGGGCAGCAGCAUCAGGGCGGCGAGAGUCCGGUGAAGAAACCGAGACUGGAGUGA